GGAGUACGGGGCGUGGCCAGGACGGGCAAGGAGCCUCUGCGCCUCCACGCACCGCGGCGAGGGGCAGCCAAGUUGACAAAAAGUUUGCGGCCCGAGGCCUCGAAGCCGGGGAGUCGGCGUGUGUGGCUCAGACGCGGGGCCGAGCCCGGGACGAGCUGCGUCCCGCCCUAAGCCACUGCAGGGAACCGAGGUGGCGCCUCCCCGGCAAACCGGACAGACUGGGUAGGGCUGGCCGGCCGGCCGCCGUGCCCCUUCUCGUCUCGUGGCUCCUGGGCCGCCCGGAAAACUGGGCCACGCACCGAGAGGCCUCCGCGCCCACUCGGCACUCGGCUGAAGGAGGCGGCCGCUGGCGGCCGGGCUUGGGCUCAGUCAUCGCGCGAUCCCGGCUACCGGAUGGCUUGGGGCUCGGAUCUCUCGCUCCAAACUUCAUGCCCCGCAGUGUCCGCUCCAGUUCUGGGAUUUUUACGCAACCGGACCCCCCCGGGCAGCCCCUGGGAGGGGGUGAGGGGCUGGUCCGACCGAGAAAGUGCCACGGGGCUCUGACUCAUCCGUCUGGCCGGAACCCAGGCCCCAGGAAGAGACCCUUCGCUACUCCAGCUCAGUUCCAGGACGGGGGCGCCCUUGGUGUCGUCACCCGGCCUUGCUUUCUGGACCUCGCCGAAAACUAAGUCCCCACGCUCGAGCGUCCGGCGAUGUCGGAGCACGCUGCUUCCCGCGCGCGCGCGCGGUCCGAGUGUCUGGCUGGGCGCACUUCACCUCGGGGAGCCGCUCCGGACUGCGCCAGCGUUGUCUCCUCUCCCUCAGAUUCGGCAGCCGGAGGGAAUGAUGCAGGUGCCCCCACGGCCCGGGUUCCGGGCGGGGAAGGCGAGCCCCACAGCCCGUACCCCGACGCCCGCCUGGGCUGCACCGAUAAGAAGCUGAAGGCAGGAGUCACCGCCGAGGGCAGCGCCCCGGGAGCGCUGGGGAGCCCUAGCCAGCGGGCGCCGCGAGUCAAGGUUAUGGAUCCAGCCCGGGGCCCCCAGAAACAGCUCCCACGGCCCUGCCUCGUACUGGUGCUGCUCAACCCACGCGGCGGCAAAGGCAAGGCCCUGCAGCUCUUCCGGAGCCACGUGCAGCCCCUGCUGGCCCAGGCCGACGUCUCCUUCAGGCUUAUGCUCACUGAACGGCAGAACCACGCCCGGGAGCUGGUGCGGGCUGAGGAGCUGGGACGCUGGGACGCACUGGUGGUCAUGUCUGGAGACGGGCUGAUGCACGAGGUGGUGAACGGGCUCAUGGAGCGGCCUGACUGGGAGACCGCCAUCCGGAAGCCUCUGUGUAGCCUCCCAGCUGGCUCUGGCAACGCGCUGGCAGCCUCUUUGAACCACUACGCUGGCUACGAGCAGGUGACGGAUGAGGCCCUCCUCAACAACUGCACGCUGCUGCUGUGCCGCCGGCAGCUGGCACCCGUGAGCCUGCUGUCCCUGCGGACGCGCUCGGGGCUGCGCAUCUUCUCCAUGCUCAGCCUGGCCUGGGGCUUCGUCGCCGACGUGGACAUCGAGAGCGAGAAGUUCCGGCGCCUCGGGGAGAGGCGCUUCACGCUGGGCACCCUCCUGCGCCUGGUCACCCUGCGCGUCUACCGGGGCAGGCUGGCCUACCUCCCCGUGGAGCAGGCGGUCUCCAAGGCACCCGCCGCCUCCCCUCCUCUGGACCGGCAGGACCGGCAGGGCCCUGUGGACGCCCACCUCGUGCCCCUGGAGGAGCCGGUGCCCGCUCACUGGACGGUGGUGCCGGAGCAGGACUUCGUGCUGGUGCUGGUGCAGCUGCACUCACACCUGGGCAGCGAGAUGUUUGUCGCGCCCAUGGGCCACCGCGUGGCCGGCGCCAUGCACCUGUUCUAUGUGCGGGCGGGCGUGUCUCGGGCCACGCUGCUGCGCCUCUUCCUGGCCAUGGAGAAGGGCAGGCACAUGGAGUGCAACUGCCCCUACCUGGUGUACGCGCCUGCGGCGGCCUUCCGCCUGGAGCCCAAGGACGGGAAGGGGGUGUUUGCCGUGGACGGGGAGAGGAUGGUCAGCGAGGCUGUGCAGGGCCAGGUGCACCCCAACUACAUCUGGAUGGUCAGUGGCCACGGGGACCCCUCGCCUGCUCCAGAGCCACAGUGGCCGCCACCCAGCCGGAAGCCUCAGCAGACACGGCCUACAGAGGUUUCCUUGUGACUCCUUGGGCCUUGCUGUGGCUUCGUCUGUCUACCCAGUGAAAUCCGAGCUCGGGGCCCUCCCUCCUCCCCGCCCCGGACGGGAGGGCUGGUCCCAGUUCUGCCCCAGCUCCCCUGGGGAAGAGGAAGCGGAGGAAGAGGAAGACUCCGGUGCAAGGCUGGGCAGAGGCUGUGCCCCAGAAGCAGCAGCCGGCCGGGCCCCACUGUGACGGGGAAGCCACGCCCCCGUGAAUCAGAUCCGAAUAAAGUGACAUUCCCAGCCUACUGGUCUUAUCCUGGGGGUUGAGGUGGGGGCAGUGGCGCCUUGGCUCCUGCCCGGCUCUAUCUAGUAUUUUGCAUUGAUGCCCAGUGGUGCCUCCUGGGUUGCCCAGUCAUUUUGGUGAUGGGCACGGGACCACAGCUGCUUUUGUAGAGGGUGGGGCCCUGCCCUGUAAGGACACGCCCUUCAGCCCAGAAGCCAAGGAGCCCAGCCACCUGCCUCACCCGACACAUGGGAGGGCAGGCUCCGAGCCAGCACGGCUUCCUUACCUGGGACUGCACCGCCGGCCCACCUCCACGGAAAGGGAGAGAGCCUCAGGUGAGAGGCGUGGGGAAAAUGCGAGGAGCGACAGAACCCGGAGUGGCAGGCCCCGGCCCCUCCCGGGCACGGUCUGGCAUCGCUGCACGGAGGGCCCCAGCCCUGCCCUGGCCGCCCCCGGCCGUCUCUGCCUCAUCCUGCCCCACCCUGGUGGGCGGCUGUUGGGCACCGGUUAAAACACAGCAGCGGGGAGGGGCGGAUGCCAGGCUCCCACACCCGGCCGACACUCUGGCUCGCAGCCCGGGCCAGGUGCUCCGGGUCACCUCCCCCACAUCGGGCAGGUGGCCAAUGCGGCUAAAAACGGGCUCUUGAAGAACCGACAGACCUGCCCAGAGACAGGGACACUGACCCACCGAGCCCCGAGGCCCUGACCUCCGGGCCCCUGUGAACCCCACGGCGGGAAAGGUGGGUGGCAGGGAAGCGCGGUGGGCACCACCACGGGCCUCCCCCUCACCCGCAGGAGGGUGUGGGAGGUGCCUGGAGAAGAAAGGCCACGGAGCCCAGGUGAAUGGCAGAGGCAGGUUUAAUGGUGCCACCUUGUCUGUUUUGUACAUUGUAAUGAGCCAAACAAAAAAAAAAUGCAAGUAAAAAAAAAAAGGUUUAAUCACACA
Molecule: messenger RNA, 3379 nt
Organism: Phyllostomus discolor (pale spear-nosed bat)
Lineage: Eukaryota; Metazoa; Chordata; Mammalia; Chiroptera; Phyllostomidae
Gene: SPHK1
Product: sphingosine kinase 1
Exons: 5
Coding region: 693-2192 (499 amino acids)
Biological process (GO): negative regulation of apoptotic process; sphingosine biosynthetic process; cellular response to growth factor stimulus
Cellular component (GO): cytoplasm; membrane; intracellular membrane-bounded organelle
Source: RefSeq, a predicted model, not a curated record